AUGCAGGAGACGCUCUUCGUGGGCGAGCUCGCGCACGCCCCCGCCGAGCUCGUGGCCGGCCCGCACUACGUCUGGACCUUCUCAGACGGGGCGGCCCUCGAUUCGCCUCGGAGCACUACGGCUUUGACGGGGUGGAAGCGCAUGGCGCUGCCGCAGAGUCGCCCGCCGCACCCGCGGGUCGCGUUGCGCCUCCUGGUGGAGACCAUGAUCGCGGCGGGUCAGCUGAUGGAGGCGAUCGUCUCGGUGGUGGCGUUCGUCGUCCACCUUCGGCCGAGCGAGCGGCUUCGGUUGAAGGGCACGCUGACCACUGCCCCGACUCGCGCCAUGGCUGGGGCGCCGCCCAUACUCCUCCACCCGCGGGAGAGGGGGCCGGGACCUCCAGGACCAGCGCCGUGGACGAGAGCUCGGUGGCCCACAACCCGUUGCUACCGCGGCUCCUAG
Prorocentrum cordatum is the source of this 441-nucleotide messenger RNA. The record is from the annotation of a GenBank genome assembly. NCBI's taxonomy places the organism in Eukaryota, Dinophyceae, Prorocentrales, Prorocentraceae.